Messenger RNA from Phycodurus eques (leafy seadragon), 3161 nucleotides. RefSeq names its product leucine-rich, glioma inactivated 1b (gene lgi1b). The record is from RefSeq and is a predicted model, not a curated record. The transcript is spliced from 10 exons. Lineage: Eukaryota; Metazoa; Chordata; Actinopteri; Syngnathiformes; Syngnathidae. Gene Ontology annotation, biological process: myelination. Gene Ontology annotation, molecular function: protein binding. Bases 287 to 1921 code for a protein of 544 amino acids.
CCCUCUCAUGGGCUCCAACUUCUUUGUAUGCAGCAGACUAAUAAGAAGCAGACAACAUUUUGAGGAGGGGGGCAGGGGAGAAAGAGAGAGAGGGGGGAUGCUAUUUAGCAGGGUGACAUCAGUCUUUUUUUUUCUGUGCCCAUUUGGAGUCCUGCACAAUAGAGCAGUGCCUCCGAUCUAAACCUUUGCACACACAAAAAAAACAGCGGAAUCAUCUUAAAUAAGUAAUUACAAACGAGAUUAGGGGGUCCCGUUUUGCAAAUCUCAAGCGGGACAAGAUCGAAUUAUGGCAUUCUCGGGCAGAGGAGUGAGCGGCUGGACGCUUGUGGUUUGGGUGGUCGCUGCGUGUUCGCUCCUAGCAGCCGGACGGAGGGUGAAGCAGCCCCGGUGCCCCACUGGAUGCACCUGCACCAAAGAUAAUGCCCUGUGCGAGAACGUCCGAUCCGUUCCUCACAGCUUCCCCUCAGAUGUGCUCUCCCUGUCUUUUGUCAAGUCUGGAUUUAAUGAAAUCACAGGAGGAAGCUUUGUGCAUACACCUGCCCUGCAACUACUAUUGUUCACGGCCAAUUCCUUUGAUCUCAUUGAUGAUGAUGCAUUCGUCAGUCUGCCACAUCUCGAAUAUCUAUUUAUUGAAAAUAACAAGAUUGCAUCAAUCUCCCCCUUUGCAUUCCGGGGCCUCAAAUCAUUGAUUCACCUGAGUCUAGCUUACAACAACCUUGAGACACUGCCUAAGGAUGUGUUCAAGGAGAUGGAUGCUUUGACUAAAGUGGAUCUGAGAGGCAACGACCUAAUAUGCGAUUGCAAGCUCAAGUGGCUGGUAGAAUGGAUGCAUCACACUAACGCCACGCUGGACCAGAUCUACUGCAGUGGUCCACCCAUCCACCAGGGCAAGAAGAUCAAUAAUCUGCUGCCGCACUCCUUCGACUGCGUCACGUCCGAAUUCGCCUCCUAUCAGUCGCUGAAGUUUGAGUCCAUUUCCGUAGAGGCCUUCACCUUCGGUAAAGAUCAGUAUGUUGUGUUUGCGCAACCGUUUGCUGGUACGUGCAACUUUCUGGAAUGGGAUCAUGUUGAGAUGACCUUCAGAAGCUUUGACACCAUUGAAAGCACUUCCACCGUGGUCUGCAAGCCAAUGGUGAUCAACAACCACCUUUUUGUCAUUGUGGCGCAGCUGUUUGGUGGCUCCCACAUUUACAAACGUGACAUUUCCGCCAACAAAUUCAUCAAGAUCCAGGACAUCGACAUCCUGAAAAUCCGCAAACCCAACGACAUUGAGACCUUUGUGAUCGAUGGGGAGUCGUUCUUCAUCAUUGCAGAUAGCUCAAAGGCUGGCUACACAACUGUGUAUAAAUGGAACGGCAAUGGAUUCUACUCCCACCAGUCACUCCAUCCGUGGUACCGCGAUACAGACGUGGAAUACUUGGAGCUCUCCAACAAACCCCACCUGAUCUUGUCCAGCAGCUCCCAGAGGCCGGUGGUUUAUCAGUGGAACAGGGGCCAGAAGCUGUUUGAUCGCAGGACCGAUCUACCAGAGAUGGAGGACGUCUUAUCAGUCCAACACUUCCGGGUCAAAAGUGAGCUGUUUAUAUGCUUGACGAGAUUUAUCGGGGACUCCAAGGUGAUGCGUUGGGACGGAGCCAUGUUCAAGGAGGUCCAGACGUUUCCCUCCCGCGGAUCUAUGGUUUUCCAGCCCGUCUCCAUUGGCAACUGGCAGUAUGCCAUCCUGGGCAGUGAUUAUUCGCUGACGCAGGUCUACCAGUGGGACACCAAGAAAGGCCAGUUUGUCCCGUCCCAGGAGCUCAGCAUUCAAGCGCCACGAGGGUUUUCUCUGGUAUCAGUCGACGGGCGAGACUUCCUGAUUGCAUCCAGCUUUAAGGGGAAGUCUCAGAUAUACGAGCAUCUCAUGAUAGAUCUGAGCGAUUAAAUCCACCAUACAGUUUGGACUACCUGUCUUCUCUGUCAUUGUUUAUCUGACAUUUGUUUCAAAUCUUUGAGAAUGCGGGCAGUGCACACGCAAGGGAGUUGAUAGGGGAAUAUGGUGCAGAUGAGAAGAUGGAGAAAGGAAAGGAACUUAAUGGGACAGUUGAUCUUCUUAAGGAUAGCAGACCUUGGAAGUGUAAAGAAAAUAAUAUGACCUGAGUGGACUGGAGCUGGGGUCGAGGCUCAGAAGAAUUGUGACAAAACUUCAAACCCUCAAUAUGCAUGACCUCAGGAGAGCCCGCCGCGUACCUCACCAGGCCUCAGUUCUUUGGCUUUUUUACAUCGUCAAUAGUGGUUCACUUAUUUUUGUAUGAGGGUUUUUCAGUCAAGAGGUUCUGGUUUCAAUUCUUGGGCCUUUUUGUUUGGUGUUCAGAAUUUAUCUGGGUACUCGGGCUUCCUCCCACAUCUCAAAAACAUGUAUGCUAAUGUCAUUGAAGACUCUAAAUUGCCCAUGGAUGUGAAUGACUCUUGCCUGAGUUCAGCUGAGACAGGCUCCAGCUCACCCUUGACCCUGAACAGGACGAGCGGUAUAGAAAAUGGUCGGGUGAACAAACUGGAGGUCGACAAGCGUCUCAGAAUCGAUGAUGUUCCACUGAAAUAGCUCAUUCCCUAUCGUGAAGUCCCGAGUAGCUUGAUUGUGUGAGUGUAUGACUGUGACUCGGCUGUAAUUGAGCGCAAGCAAAAACACUGUCCAUGGUGAGAAUCACAUUCAUUGUGCUCCGCGCAGCUGUUGUCAUCACUCAUCACUUACAGAGCACGGAUUGAAGAAUCCACUCAGCUCUUCUCCAUCUACUCUGUGCUCAUCGGUUACACAAGACUCUAUGCAUGAUGCAAACACUCACAGUGUUGCUUUUCGGAUGAAUGACUCGCUAGAAGCGUCCCACUGUUUGGCCCCACCUCUCUUCCCUUUCACUGCACUCUUGCCCCUUUUUCGCCCUCAUUGACAAAAGCAUUGUUUGUAUGUACAGUCCCUGUGCUUUCACACAGUCCUCUUAUUGGGAAUCACAAUGGAAUUCUGAAAACAAUUAACAACUUUAUUGACAAUUUGCCAUAUAUGAUUUUUGCUCCUUUUCUUUAUGAUGCUGUAUAAAGUAAUUUAUAUGAUACAGCUUUUGUAGGUGGAAAUGACCACACUCAAGUGUUUUAAUUUUUAAAUAGUGUGUUCAUUUUUGUGUCACUCAAUG